Molecule: messenger RNA, 5977 nt
Organism: Petromyzon marinus (sea lamprey)
Lineage: Eukaryota; Metazoa; Chordata; Hyperoartia; Petromyzontiformes; Petromyzontidae
Source: RefSeq, a predicted model, not a curated record
GUUCAGAUAAUCGUCGCUGGUGUUGGCCGUGAGCCGGAAUUUAACUUGGGUCACCGGGUAUGUGGCGCUGCGCGCGAACUUCUACGCUGCCGCUCUCCAUACCCACCCAUUACACUGCUACCACGAGGCUCCUUUCCCUCACGACCAAACACGCGUGCACUCAGCAGAGGAAACCUCGUAAACAAACAAUUGUGGGCCGUGGUGCGCCACGUGCCACCACGGGACGCAUUUGAUCCAUCGGUCUCCGCUCGUUAAGUGAACAUUUGCUCGUUUUGCGAGCAAAUCGGGCUCAAUUCAAAUUGCUCGUUAUAACACAAAUUUUGAUAAAGAAUGCUCGUUCAGCAAAGGCAUGCCUGUGUGUAGUUAAUGCAAGACUUGUAAGAGGUGUUUAUUUGGUGUUAGAAAAUCUUAACACGUGUUCUUGAUGAAAAGGGUGAAGCCUAUUCUUUUUUUUCCAUCAGAGUAAAAUGUGGAUGAGCAAAUGCGAAUUGAAGAGAUGUGUAUUAUUCAGGAAAGUAAAUGGGCUUCAGUAGUACACGCCUCCAUGAAGGUAUAAUAGCUGCUGGGUAAAGUGACAGGAAAACGGGGGAACAAGCCCUAGAGCAGUGGUUCUUAGCCUUUGGUGACUACCCCUUUUUUAAUUUUGUUUCAACCGAGUACUCCCUUGCCUGUCCCAACAUGGUUCUGAGAAAUAACGGUAUGAAGAAUGAACAGAAAUAUUUUAACCAGUUGUCCUUUUUCGGAGGCAUCCUAAGUAGCUAGAAACUACACGUGAAUACAAAAAUGCAACGGAUGCUCUGCAUACAUGACAAAAUUUAUUUUACGCUCGCCGCUGGUUACUCUUUAAAACCACUGUUUGGGUCCAAUGAGUUUUAAAAAAAGCUAUAUUAUAUCGUUCUAGAUUACCAUAUGUAUUUAAAUGUUAUCGUAUUUAUUUUAUAUUGCCAGAUUCAUGCAUGAUUAUUCACCAAUGACUCAUGAUAUAAUUUCACAUUUAUAAUUCACUUGAAAUACCCCCAGGGUUCUGUGUACCCCUGUUUUAGAACCACUGCCCUAGAGUACAAACACCACUGCAGAGAUCAGCUCAUCCUUGAAGCCACAUGGGAUGUGGCACCAAAGGAUCACAUGGGAUGUCGUGGCGAUACCUUUAUUCACCAGUGGAUUGAAAGUGACCUAUGCCAUUUGUGGGGGUAUUUUAUUAUUUUUUAGUGAAAUUACCACGACAAAACUUCAAGAUCUAAUUCACGUAAUGGCAGAAUCAGUUUUCAUCGUACAUUGGUACGUUAGAACCUCUCCCCGUGACUGCCCUGUUGCCAUCCAUUCCAGCACUGCACCAGAAAUGAGCGGUACUGCUUUGCUUCCAGGGUUUGGUUCUCGUCAGUGGGCAUUGGGAUGUCGCAACUAUACCAUAAUAAAUGAUCUUUUUUGUUUCGUAAAAUCUCAGGUCCGUCCAUGACUUUCUUUGGGUUACAAUCUCAAAUAUAAACUUAUAUCCAUGGGGUCCUUUCAUCCGGUCCAUGAUUGAAGAUGAUACUUUGAGAUUUUACGUUUCCAACCAUUGCAGUCAUUUGUCAAUUUUAAGUGCUUGCAUUAUGCAGUAAUUUCAGCAUUUUGUAAUGUAUUGGCGAAAAAUAUGUAAACUAAAUUCCGUGUAUUUAAAAUGUUUUAUGUAUUAUAUUUUUUUCAGAGAUGUUUUGUUUUUGCACAAUUGCACUUCGUAACAUUAAAAGAAAUACGAUUCAUAAUUGGUAUAUUUUGGGUUUGGUCAUGUAAAAAUGUGUGUAAACGAUCCUCCAUCCGACAACGAAUUCAUAAGUGUCACGAUCAAAUGUGCCAAAUUUAUUGACGUUCAGCAUGAUGGUGUAUUUGAGGCGUAACCUCGCAACAUUUACACGAGUACAAUUGUUUCACUGGAGAUUACAUCCAGCAUCAUCAGGUUGUUAACAGAGCUCAGAUCUCAGGUGAAAGUGCUGCCUGAUCCGGGUCCUUAAGUAGAUGCCGUGUCAUCAUUGGCACAGUUAUGCACGUAAUGUAAUUUAAUAAUGGCAGGAGUUGGCUCGUGAGGAAUUUAGUUGUGUUAUAUAAUAUGGUUGAUUAAAUCAUUUAUAAUUACAUUUCGGGCACCACUCCAUAGCUUUCGGCUCUGUUGAACUGCUAAAUUUAUAACGACUAACCAACUUGUACCAUUUGCACGUCAUCAACUCAUUCUUUAUUAUAAUGUAACGAAUUAAAACACCAGCAAUCUAAAUAAAACUAUUAUGAAUAAUAAUAUUGGUCGUUAAAGCUCAUGUGUGUAUAUAUUUUUAAAAAUAACUGUAUACAGCUUUGGAUUAACAUGUUGCUUUAAAAUUUAGAAUAAUAUUUUUAUGCACAGUUUUUUUCCUGUCAUGUGUGUUUUUAAUUGUCCUUCAAUCAUAGAUGGGAAGUCGAAGGAAGUCACCGCAUUCAGUGAUUCUUAUUGAUGACACGGAUGUGGAUGAUGUCGAAAUUACCGGAGCAACAUUUAAGUCUCCAGAGGCAAGGUCUAGAGAUAGAAAGAAUGCAGACUGGGAGCUUGCAAAGAACAUUAAAGAAGAUCCAUUGGUGCAAAACGAUGUUCGGAUAACUUAUGUGUGCAAGCACUGCUCCUUCCGAGCGCAAGGCCUGCCAGCCUUUACGGAUCAUUUAAAGAGAGCGCAUCCCACUGCGGUGCCCAAUCCGAUCUACGUGUGCCGCCAAUGCAAGUUUCGCACGCCAAGCUACGAAAGCUUUAUGGAGCACAAUGCCGCCUCCCAUCCCACUCGCGUCCGGACAGAAAAGGAACCUGAGGUGCCAAAGCAGAUGACGGCAGCAGAAGUGUGCAAGAAGGGGGAAAACUCUUCUGCCAAGUGUGUUGCGGUCAAUGUACUGGCACAGAACAAAGAAACAAGUGCGCAAUUUUUGCCGCUCGACGGUGGGAUGAUAAGUGGCAAUUCCAGCGAUGAUGAAGUUGAGAACCAUCGAGGUAAACAAGUUGGCAAAAAUGAACCUCGGAAAGCUUCUGAUGUUCCGCGUGCGUCAAACGCACUGGAGGUGACAAAUAGAUCAUCAGCACAUAGAGCUCAUUUGGUGGAUAACAAAAUAUCUACCCCUAACAUUAAAGCGGUGAAUGACACAUCUACACCAAACACUAGACUGAUGAAUAUGGCAACACCUACAUCUCCCGCCAAUGUAGUGAAUCACGCAGUGCUACUCAACGCUCAUGUACUGAGUAGCAAAAUUAUUGCUCAGAAUAACAUGAAUGUUGAACCUUUGAGAACCACUAUAGGAGCAAACACAAUCCCCAUUCAGAAUGAGCUGAAAAUUACCACUUAUAAGAAAAUUGCUCCAAAACGGCCUGAUGUAGAACCUCUCUUCAACAUAAAACAAAAGUAUCAAGGAUAUCCUCCACCACAAUCGUCAAAAGCCAACCCGACACUGAAUGGGGGAAAAGAACCCUUGAAAAAGAUCUCGGAUAAUUUUUUAGACGUUCACACCACGUCCAGUGUGGAUGAGGAUUUGGACAAAACCAGCUCUUUGAGUGAUGAGUGCGCACUGACCAUCUCCAUACCUUCAAACAGUAUUCCAUCCUACAACCCUGCCAUGGAUCUAAACCCUUACCUUAUUAAUUCGCUAAGGAAGUUCCCUUACCCGCUGAGGACCGAGAUCUGCUAUUUGGCGGUCGUAACGGGUCACACCGAGUUGGAGGUGGCCAUGUGGUUUAUGGCGCAGCGUCUCCUCAAUGGGAUCAGUUGGACACCCGAGGAGGUGGAAAGGAUAAAGAGAAAGAGCUUCGUCACAAACUGUUUGCGCACCACGGGAAGAGUGCAGAGCGACUCCGGUUUCGCCUCUGAAAAUUCAUCCACGCCAAAUGGCAGAGAAACCGGUGAUGACAAUAGGCCAGCGACAGAAGAUAAACUAUCGAGUUCGAGCCAAACAAAAACCACCGUUGUGGUCCCAACUCCACAGCCCGUGAUCGAUACUUUAACUGUGAACAAGAAGCGCAAAGCAGAAGAGAACCUGCCCCAAAGUGUCACCAAUGGCAAAAAAUCCAAACGGAAAACACACGAGCAGUUAACACUUCUUCGAGAAUUCUUUAUGAAAAAUGAGUAUCCCAGCAAGCAGGAUUGCCAAGAACUCGCCAAGAAGACGAACCUGACCCCUUCGCAGGUGAUUAAAUGGUUCCAGCAUCAGCGAACAGACUCUCAGAACUCAGUGGAUCUUCCGGUGAACAUUGCUGAUAUUAAGUUGGAGCAAUCGGAAAAUAAAACUGCCAAGGAAGCGGCCUUGCCUCAGGUUUUGAGGGAUGGUGACCAAACACACAGCAGAUCUGAAAAUGUGAGAACGGCAUCUACAUACCUGCGAAACUACUACAUAAACAUGUUUCCUGAUUUCACUCCACCUAAAUUCAAGGAAAAGACGGAGGUGCAGUUGGCGGUGCUGGACUCCAGCUUUGAGCAAUGGCCGUGGCUCUUGGAGGACGAGUUGGAACGACUGCACACAGAGACGAAGUUGACUCGUCGUGAGAUCGAGGCCUGGUUCAAUGAUCAGCGGCAGCAGCGCGGGAUCCCAAAGGAUAACGUUGCCGUCGCGGAGCUUGCCGAAUCUCGCCACUUGAAAGUGGAGAGGACUGAAAAUGUUCCCCACAAUUCAAGUAUGGAAAAACUCAAUCCAAGCGGACCAUUGGAACCCGACAAAGGCAGCAUCGAGGUUGUUCUUGAGAACGACAACUCGAGCGAUGACUUGGAAGAGGACUGCGGCGAUGACAAUGAUGGGUACGACCAAGAAGACAGUGAAGAUGGCAGCACGAUGUCGCUUAAAACUGUCAAACUUCCACAGGGUCAGUUGAAUCAGGCACCGAUGUUGGGUAACCUCGAAGCAAGAACAGCGGAUACCACGCAAGGGCAGCGACGCUUUAAGACGAAGUAUCAGUUGGAAGUCCUUUCAGCCAGCUUCUCUCUGGACCCUAAACCCAGCAAAGAAGAAGUUAAGCGCCUUGUGGAAGUAACUAACUUGAGGCAACAAGAGAUUGUGUUGUUUUUCAAAAGGAAAUUAAAGGCCAAGCGAAGAAGUGAGAAACGCAAUAAAUCUUCCUCUGCAAAUGGUAAAAUUACUAUAACCACAAAAAAGGACACAGAAUCCAAGAAAACGAAUGACAGUCCAGGGCAUGCUAAAAAAUCCAAAACGUUGUCUCCUCCGCUCAGUACAAAGAAAACGAAAAGCCAACUUAACAUUCUCAAGUCUGUAUUUGUGCGAACGCAAUGGCCCACGAACGAAGAAUACACGCAAAUGGUGGAGAUGACAAAGCUGUCGCGAACUGUCAUUGUUGGUUGGUUUGGGGAUAUGCGCUACGGGUUCAAGCACAACCAUCUACGCUGGAUGCGUGACUUUGAUACUAUGAAAAAUGACAACGGCUUAAGCAAAAGAUCUACUUCGUCCGAGGAGGUAAAUAAAUCCCACAGUGACCCAUUGGAAACAACCUCGUCUUCAUCAAAGUCGAAUCUUGAUGAGAAAAUGAUUGUGGAUGAAGAAAACGAUGAAAAAGAUCAGCAAACGGAAGACGAGGACGAGAAAACGACAGAUUUUAAUUACAAGGAAGAUUUUUUUAAUUUCAAGGAAGCAAAAGCUGCUCGACGCGGGGAGCGCGGGGAUGGGUAUGCGGCUUCCGAUGUGACGGACAACAGCGACAACUGGGGCGAGGGGAAUGUCUCGGAGGAGGAGGGGCACUCCGAUGACAAGUGCAGCAAUGUAGACUACUUGGAGGUUAAAUCGGACCAGGCCACUGGCGACGGUGGCAAAAACUGGCCGUGAGCAAAAACAAUGACGUGAGAUGCAAACGAAAAUGUUAAUGACUUUAGCGAGUGUCAUCGGCCGCAUACGCACAUUUGCUCAAGGCACAGCUGUUGGCAAUUUAAGGACUUCCUGAAAAGUUAUCUCGUUUCCUCCCCCCGAGAGAACUGGGGGUUUUUAAACCGUUUUA